AUGCAUCGCUUGACUCAUUCAUCUCAAGCGCGGGUCAUAUCGGAGACACAACACACACCUCAAGACAUCCACACAUCUGAUCCGUUGAUUAGGACACAGACAACACAUACAGAGACGACAAACAUGUCUUACUGUCAACAGAUAGGAAAGGAUCGGAUAAUCUUCGCCACUCGAGAGGAUCACUCGACGCCGUCGACUGUGGUGUUGGCCGAAGAGACUCCGGACGAGUCGAUGCGUGGCCUCAUUCUGACGAACGGUGACAUCAACUGGAACUGCCCGUGUCUGGGGGGCAUGUCUUCGGGCCCGUGUGGCUAUCAGUUCCGCGAGGCGUUCAGUUGUUUUCAUUACUCCCAGUCGGAGACCAAAGGCCAGGAAUGUAUGGAGAAGUUUCCCCAAGAGAGGUUGCAC
Molecule: messenger RNA, 408 nt
Organism: Medioppia subpectinata
Lineage: Eukaryota; Metazoa; Arthropoda; Arachnida; Sarcoptiformes; Oppiidae
Source: the annotation of a GenBank genome assembly